This is a messenger RNA of Erinaceus europaeus (western European hedgehog), 6024 nucleotides long. It is a transcript of the gene FGD5, whose product is annotated as FYVE, RhoGEF and PH domain containing 5. The transcript is spliced from 21 exons. Gene Ontology annotation, molecular function: guanyl-nucleotide exchange factor activity; metal ion binding. Bases 505 to 5127 code for a protein of 1540 amino acids. Lineage: Eukaryota; Metazoa; Chordata; Mammalia; Eulipotyphla; Erinaceidae. The record is from RefSeq and is a predicted model, not a curated record. Gene Ontology annotation, cellular component: cytoplasm.
GCCAGACCUAGGGGCGGGGGGGGGCGGGGCGCGGCCGGAGCUGUCGGCCUCGGACCCGGAGCCGAGCCGCGGAGCCGGAACGCGCGCCCACAGCCGCGACUCUCCGCCCGGCGGUCCCGGAUCCCGCGCAACCCCCCGACCCGCACCCUACCAACCCGGCUGCCCCUCUGCCUGAGACCCCUUCCCCUGGCACUGCACUCCACUGACCCCGCACCCGCCCUGCAAGUCCGCCACCCCCAGACCGGACCCCCACCCCUCCCCGUCCCCCCCACAAGCCCCCGCCCUGCACCCCCUCGGGCCCCGUGGGCCCCUCCCCACGGGGGUCCCCAACCCCCCACCGACAGCACCCCAACCCCCCCAGCCCGCACUCCUUCCCUGAGCUCCCCCUGCCCCUAACACCCCCAGCCCGCACCCACUGUCCCUGCGGCUGAGCGGCGGGCGGGGCGGGGCCACAGCCAUGGACUGAGUUGCCGAGACUCGCGGGACGGACCCACGGACUCGAAGAUGAGUAGGCCAGAGUCACCAAAGCCACCCCUGGCUCCCAAGCCCAGGACCACCAGCCCCCUGACGCCUUUGACGGCCCCCAAGUUCCCCCUGGCCCCCCGACCCGACGGCCUGCACAGCCCCACAUCAGUCUCCCGGGGCCCCAAGCCACCCCUGGCCCCCAAGCCCAGGCUGGCCUCGCCCGGCGAGUGGAGAGCCAGUUGGCAUGUGGUCAACAGCCUCAGCAAAUGCAGCAAUGGGACCCUGCCCUGCGGGGGCCACGAGCUCUGGGAGGGGCGUACCCCCGACCUGUCUCCCCACAGCCCUGUGCCUGGAGACACCAAGGUGGAGGAGGUGGACAGGGCAGGGGCAGCUCAGGCCCCAGACACCCUGGGGGAGGACGAUGACCAAGCCCCCCCUGCAGAGGACAUGGCGGCAGAGGAGGACCUCUCCCCAGAGGGGGAGGAAGAUGAUGGCCAAGCCCCCCCUGCAGAGGACAUGGCGGCAGAGGAGGACCUCUCCCCAGAGGGGGAGGAAGAUGAUGGCCAAGCCCCCCCUGCAGAGGACAUGGCGGCAGAGAAGCACCUCUCCCCAGAGGGGGAGGAAGAUGAUGGCCAAGCCCCCCCUGCAGAGGACAUGGCGGCAGAGAAGCACCUCUCCCCAGAGGGGGAGGAAGAUGAUGGCCAAGCCCCCCCUGCAGAGGACAUGGCGGCAGAGGAGGACCUCUCCCCAGAGGGGGAGGAAGAUGAUGGCCAAGCCCCCCCUGCAGAGGACAUGGCGGCAGAGAAGCACCUCUCCCCAGAGGGGGAGGAAGAUGAUGGCCAAGCCCCCCCUGCAGAGGACAUGGCGGCAGAGAAGCACCUCUCCCCAGAGGGGGAGGAAGAUGAUGGCCAAGCCCCCCCUGCAGAGGACACGGCGGCAGAGGAGCACCUCUCCCCAGAGGGGGAGGAAGAUGAUGGCCAAGCCCCCCCUGCAGAGGACAUGGUGGCAGGGGAGAACAGCUCUCCAGGAGGGGUGGAUGAUGACUUAGUCUCCCCUGCAGAGGACACAGCAGCAGAGAAGGACAGUGCCUGGGACACCAGAGAGGACAGUGAUGGCCAAGGCCCCCCUGCAGAGGACACACCGACAGGGGAGGACAUUGCCCCAGACCCCAAGGAGGAGGGCUCAGUGCUCAGAAGUGAUCAGGAAGAGAAGCCAGCGGACAGCCACACUGUGGGAAGCCUAGACGACAGAGGGACAGCUGUAGACAGCCACCUCACCUCAACUUCCGGGCUCCCUGAGAUGGCCAGGGAGGAAGACAGCGAUGGGGGGCCCAGCUCAGGGGCCCCACAGGCAGACUCGACUGCAGAGGCUUCUGGGAAGGUGGGACCUGAGGACAGUGUGGCUGUCAUAGACAGUGCCAGCCCCCAAGGCCAGGAUGGGGCACUGGACCCAAUGGACGGGGCAGCAACAGAGGCCCUGGAGGAGGGGGAGCACCCUGAGUCGGGGGAGCAUCCUGCAGGGGAGGAGCAUCAUGCAGAGGAAGGGGAGCACCCCGAGGAAGAGGGGGAGCACCCUACAGAGCAAGAAGGGGAGCCCCCUAAGGAGGAAGAGGGGGAGCACCUUGAGGAGGAAGAGGGGGAGUAUUUCAUGAAGGAGGAAGGGGAGCACCCUGAGGAAGAGGGAAGGGAGCACACCGAGGAAGACAGCUGCCACAUUGUGCCCUUCGAGAGUGGCUCCCUGGAGGACCUGGUGGGCUCCCUGCCGGGGGCCCCCUACCGGCUCUUUGCCACCGAGAGCACCUCCUUCUGUGGCCAGGGCUGCACAGGGGAGGACCCCGUCGUCCCCGCCGAAGACCCCAACCACACCCUCGCCAACCCCUAUGACCUGGGCGGUGACCCUGGAGAUGAGGGGCCACCCCCGGAGGGCAAAGCUCCCAGGGCGCGGGCACACUCGGGGAAGCUGGCAGGCGGUGUCCCCGAGACUGUCCUGGAGGAGCCUGUGGGGGCCCCUGCCUGCUGCCCACACCCACACCCAAACCUGCACCCACAUCCACGCUCCUUCUCAGUGGAGGCCCGUGACCCGGGUGCCAGCAGCCUUUCGCUGCCCUGCAGCCUGGGCUCCUCAGGCAGCUUCUCGCGGUGCCCGGUGCCCGCGGGCGGCUCAGCCUCGCCCUGCUCACUGCUGGACAUCCCGCCACCCUUUGAGCUGGCCUGCUUCACACGGUGGCCGGUCACCAAGAGCUCGCCCUCCCUGCUGGCAGCCGUAGACACCCCAGAGCGGCCGGCCAAGAAGAAGAAGUCGUCCUUCAAGCGCUUCCUGGCACUCACCUUCGGCCGCAGGGCCGAUACCAGGGCCCCCGAUGCCAGCCCUGGCCCCCUACGGUCCCCCGGUGACCGCCUGCUGGAGCUGGACCGCUGCAGCCCGGGGGGCUCCCCACGCUCUCGUGUCCUGGCUGCGCACCCCCGGGCCGGCCUGCUCUUUCCCCGCGGGGACCGUCGCCGGGCAGCCCCGGGCAGGCCUGUGUCUCGCGUGGAGUCCUUCGAGGACCGAGCCCGUCCGCCGCUGCUGCCCCUGCCCAUCACCAAGCCGCGCUCCGUGUCCUUCCCCAGUGCCCACGCAUCUGAGUAUGAGAAUGUGCCGGCUGCUUCCGACUAUGAGAACGUGCAGCUGCCGCCUGCCCGGCCACCCGCCACCCUCGCCAAGCUCUUCGAGGACCAGAGCCGAGCGCUGGGCUCAGCCAGUGAGAACGACGGCUACGUGGACAUGAGCAGCUUCUCCACCUUCGACAGCCGCCCGCCUGGGGCCCAGCAGGAUGCAGAGAGCGCCUACACCGAGCCCUACAAAGUCUGCCCAGUCUCAGCAGCCCCCAAAGAGGACCUGACGUCAGAGGAGGAUCAGGGCAGCUCAGAAGAGGAGGAUGGGGUGUCCAGAGACCCCAGUCUCGCCCACAAGGUGGACGGCCAGUCUCGAGCCCACGCCAUCGCGCAGGACCUGCUGACCUCGGAGAAAGCGUAUGUGGAGCUGCUGCAGCACCUGCACCUGGACUUCCACGGAGCCAUGUCCCGGGCGCUGGGUGAGCUGGCCUCCGAGGACCGUGAGGAGCUGCUGCGGGGCUUGGGGGAGCUGCCCGCCCUCCACGCGCUGCACCGCGGGCUCCUGGCCGCACUGACCAACAGGCUGCUGAACUGGGAGGGUGAGCAGCAGGUGGCAGACAUGUUCCUGGCACGGGAAGCCGCCUUCGAGCACCACAAGGAGCUGCUGCGACACCUGGACAGUGGCCUGAGCCUGCUGGCCGGUCGCUGCCUGCUGUCCCCCCGGCUGGCCGCCGCUGUGCGUGGGUUCGAGCAGAGCCUGCAGGGAGGCGGCCAGAGCGUGAAGCACUGGCUGCUGAAAGUGGCCCAGCGCCCGUUCCAGUACCAAGUGCUUCUCACAGAUUACCUCAACAACCUGUGCCCAGACUCCCCGGAGUAUGACAGCACCCAAGGUGCACUGAAUCUCAUCUCCAAGAUCACGGACCAGGCCAACGAGAGCCUGGAGCAAGGGGAGAACCUGCAGAAGCUGGUCCAUGUGGAGUACAGAGUCCAGGGAGCCAGCAGCCUGCUGCAGCCAGGAAGGGAGUUCCUGAAGGAGGGGACGCUGAUGAAGGUGACAGGGAGGAGUAGACGCCCACGACAUCUGUUCCUGAUGAGCGAUGUGCUGCUGUACACUUACCCGCAGAAGGAUGGCAAGUACCGUCUGAAGAGCACGCUGGGCGUGGCAGCCAUGAAGGUCAGCCGACCGAUGCUGGACAAGGUGCCCUAUGCCCUGAGGAUCGAGGCCCCCGAGUGCUGCCUGACACUUUCUGCGAGCUCCUGCGUGGAGAGGGAUGAGUGGCUGAGCUUCCUGAGCAGAGCAAGGCCGGAGGACAGCAGGGCCCCGGGCACUUUCCAGCUGGGUGUGGAGGUGCGCGAGCGUCUGGGGGGCAGCCUUGGGGAGCGGCCCCCCACCCUAGUGCCUGUCACCCACGUCGUCAUGUGCAUGAACUGUGGCUGCGACUUUUCCCUCACACUGAGGCGCCACCAUUGCCACGCCUGCGGCAAGAUCGUGUGCAGGAACUGCUCCAGAAACAAGUACCCGCUCAAGUACCUCAAGGACCGCCUGGCCAAGGUCUGCGAUGGCUGUUACGGGGAACUGAGGCGGCGGGGCGGGGACGGGCCCGGCCUCUCGCGAGCGCGCCCUGUGAGCAUGAGCUUCCCCCUGCCCUCUGCACGCUUCUCCAGUGGCACCUUCUCCUCGGUCCUGCAAAGCUUCAACUCGUCCCCCUUCCGGAAGCAGAGGAAGGUGCCCUCGGCUCUGAGCGAGGUGUCUGCAUCGGGGGAGGGCUCAGCCAUCAGUGGUUACCUCAGCCGCUGCAAGAAAGCCCGGAGGCCCUGGAAGAGGCUGUGGUUUGUCAUCAAAGGCAAAGUGCUGUUCACCUACACGGCCAGUGAGGACGCCGUGGCGAUGGAGAGCCUUCCCCUGCUGGGCUUCACCAUCGCCCCAGAGAAGGAGCAGGGUGGCAGUGAGGUGGGGCCCGUGUUCCACCUCUUCCACAAGAAAACCUUGUUCUACAGCUUCCGGGCUGAGGAUGGGGGCUCAGCGCAGAGGUGGAUCCAAGCCAUGGAAGACGCCAGUGUUUUAUAGCAUCACCAGUGGGGGGACUCGGGGACACCGCCCCACCCGGAAGCCACCCAUCUCUGACCGUUGGAACCUCGCCUGGAAUUGGCCAGAGCCGGAGCAGCCCUCUCUUGCAGCUUCCCAGGGGGAUGGUCACAUUGGCACCCCCAUUCAGGGGGCCUGUGUCCUGACCUGACUGUGGGCACAGGCUUAGCCGCCAAAGGCCCUGGAAGCCAUCCCUGCAUGUGGGCUUGGGGUGCAGGCCCUGCCACCACUCUGCUGCAGGGACCCCACCUCCAUGCUGUGUUGUAUAUGGACAGCUGGGCUCUUGCGAAGAGGGCAAGCACCCUUGCUGGGAGCAGCCACUCACCCAGAGGCCAGCGGCUAGGGGCAGUCCCACUGUGUUGGCAUGUGUGCAGGUGUUACUCGAAUGUACCCACCUGCUUGGGGUCCCCCAGAGCCCACCUGGCUCAGCUGAGGUUAGGUCUCACUCCUCAGCAGCAGGGGGAGCACCCCUGGCACCCCACCUGGAGGAGGUGCCCAGAUUUAAUUUAUUGCUUGCCUUCUGGCCGAGUCCAGGAGAGCUGGACCCACCCCAGUGUCUCUGGUGCCCGGAGAGAGACAGAGACAGGAGAGAUGGCAUCCACAGGUGGCCUCGAAGUCAGGGCCGCCAGUUCUGGGUGCUGGGAAGGACACACAGACUUAAGCCACCCUUGGGUGCCCGGCCCACCUCCCCCCACCCCCUGGCUGAUGACAGCCCAGACGUGCUGGGAGGUUCUGAGGGGUUUCAUGUUGCUGGACCAUUGUCAGAAGCUGCUCGCGCCUUUUCUCUGCCCCCCCCCCAAGCAUUUGCUGGAACUUCUGUAGAAGCACGUCCCUCCGGGAGCGGUGCCCAUUAAAGGUGUUCAGGGCUUUCUGGUUGGA